AUGUCUGUGGCUGUGGCUAAUGAUCUCUACACUAUAAUUGACGAACAUGGCCGUAUCAUCACCUCCCGGACAAACAGCCGCCUCCUCAACGAAAUUUCCCUCUACUACUAUGAACCGACGCCUAGGCAGUAUAUGGAGACAAACUGGGCAUGCGAGGAAACUCCGUGGCAGCUUGAAGUCAUCCAGCCUCAUGUGCAACGGUGGGAUGGGGUCUUCCGCCGGUUGAACCUCACGAGGACAUCCGUCCCGGUGGUGCGUUGUGUUGGCGGCUGGGUGUUCGCAGAUCGGGAAUAUUGGGCAAAUUUGGAGGAAGCCCUGCUGUCAUUGAUUUCGAUGCUCGGUAGCAUGCUCCUGGUGCCCCUCCGCACGACAGCACCCAAGUUUCCCAGAACGUAUGGUUAUGGCAACGUCUGGCCGACUGAGGCUAAGGUCAAGUCUACGGUUAUGUACAGUCGGACCGCUUUUGCAAUGGUCAUGGGUUAUAUCGACUAUCUCCUAACUAGAAUAUAUCGGAAGAAGCCGACUCUCAUCCUGUCAGAGCUUUGCAACAGACAUGGCCUGAAUAUGCGCUGGCUGGAUUUGGUAACUAGUAGCUCGUUCCUAUCGAGUCCUAAAUCUGAUCGGGUGGGUGCAAUAUUCAACGGUCAAAACCCAGUGUCCUGGGCGCAUGAGGAGAUUAGCACCUGCACGGAACGUGGCUACCCGAUCUUCGUUUACUGGGGAUCGGUGCAGGCGUUUGGUAAGAUCGACCCACGCAACGUCCCACCAUAUCUUGCACCAUUCCUACCAUCGGCAGGGUCUGUGAAUGCAAUCCUAGCUGGACAAUCCGUCCCCUCAUCGCUGCCGGAAUGCCAGCCCUCACCGCCGCAAGUCCACUCCUCCUGGUCUUCAUGGCCCGUAUUACAGUCGUCCCCAGCUCAGUCGUCCUCGGCCCAGUCCGCCCCUGCUCAGUCAUCUACGGCCCAGUCCGCGCCUGAAAGACGAUAUGACCCACUUGGUCGUGGGUCCUAUAUUGGUGAAGGACCCCUGGAGUUCAUAGAAAGGCGAAAGGCACGCGUCGCAGAGCGUUAUGCGAAGGCGACUCGUAGUCAAGUGCAGUCGUGGAACAGCAAGGCUCAAGCUCAGCGAGACUACCCAUGCCCCGGUAAUUCAUCGAAAGCUCCUACGGUUUACCGCUGGGAAGUGUUGGACGAAGAGCGCGGCUUGCUGGUGCGGCGUGUCGUAACACGUUCUGAAGUGCCGGAUAUAUGGUUCGAGGUGCAUGAUAAAUACAAAUGGUAUGACCCCACCGAGAAUUCUUGGGACCUUUAUGAUGCUAUCCGACCGGAUCGGGUGACCGUGGAGGCUUAUGAUGAACCCGGCGUCGAUGAAGAGUACUAUGAGCCCACCCCGCCGGCAGGCUCACCUCCUACUGAUCCUGUUCCACCGCCUCCUCCAACUGCCACCCCUCCUCCG
Messenger RNA from Gloeophyllum trabeum ATCC 11539, 1455 nucleotides. RefSeq lists its product as uncharacterized. The record is from RefSeq and is a predicted model, not a curated record. The transcript is spliced from 2 exons. The annotation marks the transcript as partial. NCBI's taxonomy places the organism in Eukaryota, Fungi, Basidiomycota, Agaricomycetes, Gloeophyllales, Gloeophyllaceae.